Aedes aegypti (yellow fever mosquito) is the source of this 1675-nucleotide messenger RNA. RefSeq names its product adenosine deaminase 2. Gene Ontology annotation, biological process: adenosine catabolic process; inosine biosynthetic process. NCBI's taxonomy places the organism in Eukaryota, Metazoa, Arthropoda, Insecta, Diptera, Culicidae. Gene Ontology annotation, molecular function: adenosine deaminase activity. The record is from RefSeq and is a predicted model, not a curated record. The coding region runs from base 38 to 1537 and encodes 499 amino acids. The transcript is spliced from 5 exons.
CCAAAUCAGUCUUUUCGAGUUCAUUAACUGAGGAGAAAUGGGCUCCCUGGUACCGUUUCUGUUGCUGUUUCCCUUGGUAGGGUGUAUUUCAAUUGAUUAUCUCACGAAACGGAAUACCAUCCUAGCAGCGGAGAAACAAUUGUCAACCGGGGGUCAUGCCUUCCUCACAGCCAAGGAAAUCAAAGCCGACGAAGUUCUCAUGAACCUCAAGAACAAAACCAUAGUCGAAGGAGUUACCAGUCCCAGAUCUUACGCCCCAGCGAUGCACUUCUUCCAGGCCAAGCCCAUAAUUGACAACAGCAGCAUUUUCAAAAUUGUACGAUCUAUGCCCAAAGGAUCGGUUCUGCACCUUCACAAUACGGCAGCGGUAAGCUCCGAGUGGAUCAUCAAAAAUUUAACCUACAGACCGGAGGCAAAGCUGUGCGAGUCCGAAGGCAACGUCUACUUCACCACUCGGAAGAGCCCGAUAUGCCCGGAGGAAUCGCUCAAGUCCAUUCAGUCGCUUCGUGCGAAAAACGGCUCGAUUGAAGCGUUCGACGCUUGGUUGGAGUCUCACGUCAAUCUCAAGAAGAGCGACCCCGAAUUGAUGCACGCGGACAUCAACACCAUCUGGGUGGAGUUCGAGAAGAUGUUUUCCGUCAUACGGGACUUCGUCAACUACAGACCGUUCUUCGAGGCCUUCCACACGCAGCUGUUGAAGGAAUUCUACGAAGACAACGUCCAGUACAUAGAACUGCGGAUGCCUCUGUCGAAGUUGUACGAUGCGGAUGGGAAAGUGUACGACGAAGCUCAGGUGGCUACCAUCGUGGUGAACUUGAUCGAUAGCUUUAAAGCGACCCAUCCAGGGUUUGUUGGGGCUAAGGUCAUAUUCUCCAAGCAUCGAGGCGUCGAUAGCGGAACGGCGCAGGAUCUGCUGAAGUCUUACGUGAAACUGAACAAGGAGUUCCCUAAGUUGGUGGUCGGUUUCGACCUGGUCGGCCAGGAGGACAUUAACCAACCGUUAACCAGCUUCCUGGAAGAACUGCAGGAGUUCAGAAAGACUACCCCAUACUUUUUCCACGCUGGAGAGACAAAUGGUUACGGCAGCGAGUCGGAUCUCAAUCUGAUUGACGCCAUUCUGCUCGACAGUCGACGCAUCGGGCAUGGAUUCUCGCUGUACAAACAUCCGGUCCUUCGGAAGAUGGUCAAAUCGGAAGGGAUUGCUUUGGAGGUGUGCCCUCUGUCCAACCAGGUGCUUCGCUUGGUGAACGAUCUGCGGAACCAUCCGGCUGUGUAUUACGUCUCCGAGAGCAUACCGAUUGUGAUAUCAGCGGACGAUCCAGGCUUUUGGGACAGCAAAGGCGUCAGCUAUGAUUUCUACUACGCAUUGAUGGCUAUUGCACCCAGUUCGAUCGGGAUUGGAUUCCUAAAGCAAAUCGUUUGGGAUUCAGUGAGAUAUAGCUCAUUGACACCGGAGGAACGCACGGAAUACUCGGAAGUUCUCCAGCCAAAGUGGGACCAAUUCUUGGACGAUCUAAUCGCUGGAAAAUUAUUCUAAUACUUUACUUCUUCUGUGAAACCACAAAUCACACUAACAAUAUCACAAUCACUGGGGUUGCCGUUUCUGCUGAAUGAAGUUCCUACAGCAUAUCACAAUUUGGUCAUAGCACCGUCUGAAUCCAUGAAUUCCACGUUC